AUGCCACAGUCAGAUCAACAGAAAAGCCGCAAGAGAUCAAGUGCGACGGCUGCAUUAACAAGCGACAGCCAGGCAGACAUAGAAGAGACUCGGACCCGGAAAAAGCGAAAUCGCUACACACCUCAUGCGUGCAAUCGAUGCAAGGCAGCCAAAGUGCGCUGCGAUGGGAGAUUGCCAUGUUCAUAUUGUUCUACUCGAGAUGCGGAAACGUGCAACUAUUCAGCCGUUGCUCUACCGACCUUCCAGACCGAAGUAGAUACAGUAAACAACGAGAGUCACAUUGAGCAGAAGAUAUCUGAGGUUCUCGCGCGUCAGAAUGAAAAACUUGACCUUCUGAUCAAGCGAACCGAAAUGUUUGAUCCUGUACAUGGCUUUUCGCUUGGUGGGCAAGCACACUGUGGUUCACGUUUACUCCCUUCCAAGAGAUCCCUGCCAUUAUUCCAGAGUGCCACAAGUGCUUUCUGUUGCAUCAACAUCAUCGGCGGUCCCAUCAAUACGCAUCAUUCCAACAGCCACGACAACGCGGCAUAUCUUUCAUCGGUUCCGUUAGUCCCGAGAUCCUCCUUCUCCAUCAUUCGAGGACGAAUCGUGGAGGGUGAGACCAGUGAUCUCGAUAGCAGAGAUGACGCUUCAGAUGCUCCCAACCCUCUGUUGCAAGCCGAUGAUCAUAUUCACUACUCAAACUUCGCUAGCUUCCAUCCGCUUGACGAACUGGAAGACAGCCAGAUGUCUCAAAUGCUGAACGAAUUCGAAGCCAUGAUUGCUUGUACGUAUCCCAUCCACGACAUAGCAGAUCUCAAACAGAAGAUGGGCAAUUAUUUGCGAUCCCGACAAUCGUCCCCAACGAAAGGCCUGGCAGACGCAGAUGUCACUAUGCUUGAGGAGAACGACAUAACGAUGCUCAAACUGGUCAUGGCUAUAUGUCUACUAGGGCAAGGUCAUGAGCACAAGGAUCUGGCAUCGAGACUGUUUCAAAGCACACAAGCGGAUGUGCAAGCAAAAGUCUGGGAUGCCAUGGUAGACUUGAAAGAUCUCGGUUUAUUGAUACUGGUUGUCUUCUACCAUCUGCACCGAGGCUCGUGGCGUCUGGGUUGGAGAUUUCUAGGCAAUAUCAGUCGAGUCGUCUACGAGCUUGGUUUGAAUCGAGAAAUCGUACUCGCUCGGCUAUUUCCUGAAUGGGAAAAUCGAAGAAGGGCCCUCAACACCGUGUGGACGGUAUACGUGCUCGAACAACAUCUCACUUAUGCUCUGGGCCACCCCAAUGUCAUGCAGGGACUACAUAUAGAAUCCAGCUUCCCGCGACCGAUCAACGCUCCUUUCUUGAGUGCUAUGAUAGAAUAUAGUCAGAUAGGGAGGGAAGCCUGCUCCGCUCUCCUGAAUGACACGGCUGUCGUGGGAGGGAACUGCAACAUCUGGCAAAGCAGCUACACGUCCUUUCAGUAUCGGAUCGAACGAUGGGCCCUGGAGACAAUGACCAAAAUUCAGGAUCCUUUGGCCUACAACACAACGGACCCGAGCCGCAGGUACAUGGCAACUCUGAUUCGACUACGAGCAAACCUCAUACGCAUCCUGGUUGCCCGAGUGUUCAUUUGCACCGAGCUCCGCAUGUCGGCGCCGUCGGAAAUUUGGUCACGGUCAGUUCAUACGGCUGCCGACACUGUCCAGGUCUUGUCUGGACUUGAUAGGUCCAGCAAAGAAUAUCGAUUCCAUCGACCUCAGCUCAACCACUUCCUUAUCUCAGCCUUAGACCUGCUCCUUUUUGUGUGCUCGUCUGCGCACUCUGAUUAUGAGAAAUCCCCAGAAAUAUCUAUAUCCUCGGACACCAGUACGACUGCUCGACAAGCAGCGAUGGUAGCCCUGAAUGUCCUACGCGACUUGGCCGAAGUCUGCGACCACUCUAAAAGUUUGUGGGAGAAGACAAAGGCGAUCGCCUCCCGGAUCAACUUGACGAGUUGGCUUUUUGAACAUGGAUCAAUCAUCAGAAAUGGUCAACAACAUCUCCAGACGGAACCUCAGUCAGCCCCCGGUGGCUUGAGAGACGAUUCACUGUUUACUUCAGAGUUAGAAGACCCAUCGCGGCAGAAUACAGUCGAUCAACCAUCUUCGGCGGUGGAUGACUUCACAUCUAUAUUGAAUGACUUGACGUCGGAAGCCGCCUUUGAUUCCCUUCAAACUUCUUUUAAUAUACCUGGUGAUUUCUGGGCUGGGUCAGGUUGA
This is a messenger RNA of Exophiala spinifera, 2217 nucleotides long. RefSeq lists its product as uncharacterized. NCBI's taxonomy places the organism in Eukaryota, Fungi, Ascomycota, Eurotiomycetes, Chaetothyriales, Herpotrichiellaceae. The coding region runs from base 1 to 2217 and encodes 738 amino acids. Gene Ontology annotation, molecular function: RNA polymerase II cis-regulatory region sequence-specific DNA binding; DNA-binding transcription factor activity, RNA polymerase II-specific; zinc ion binding. The record is from RefSeq and is a predicted model, not a curated record. Gene Ontology annotation, biological process: positive regulation of transcription from RNA polymerase II promoter by galactose; DNA-templated transcription. Gene Ontology annotation, cellular component: nucleus. The transcript is spliced from 4 exons.